UGAGGGUCCUUCCUGCGAGGAGUCCUCCUCUUCCCGGUCGUCCUUUGGUUUGCCGAAGAGCGGUUCCCCAGGGUCUAUGUUCAAGUUCCGGAACCUCUCUCCUUGGGCGGGCUUCAUCGGCUACUUCAUUACAGAACUGCCCCGGGCCUUUUCUGAUACUGGGCAUAAACGUGGGGAAUAUGUCAGAAAAGAGGAAGCCGCUGCUGGGCUUCGUGGGCAAACUCCCCAGUGGGGCUGCCCUUGGGAACUCAGGCAAGACUCACUGCCCUUCGUGCAUGGCGCUCUUCAAAGCCCCCAGGCUCUUGCCUUGUUUGCAUACAGUUUGCACCACGUGUUUGGAGCAGCUGGAGCCCUUCUCAGUAGUGGACAUCCGAGGGGGAGACUCUGACACCAGCUCUGAGAGGUCACUAUUCCAGGAACUCAAGCCACGCGGCCUGCAGCCGCAAACCGGCAUCCUCUGUCCGGUGUGUGAUGCUCAGGUGGACCUGCCCACGGGUGGAGUGAAGGCUUUAACCAUAGACCACCUGGCCAUGAAUGAUGUGAUGCUGGAGAGUCUGCGUGGGGAAGGCCAGGGCCUGGUGUGUGACCUGUGCAGCGACAGGGAUGUGGAGAAGAGGUGUCAGACCUGCAAAGCCAAUCUCUGCCAUUUCUGCUGCCAGGCGCAUAGGCGGCAGAAGAAAACGACUUACCAUACCAUGGUGGACCUAAAAGACUUGAAAGGCUACAGCCGGGUUGGGAAAGCCAUCCUGUGUCCUGCUCACCCUACGGAGGAGCUGAGGCUGUUCUGUGAGCUGUGUGACCGGCCUGUGUGUCGCAACUGUGUGGUGGGUGAGCACCAGGAGCACCCCUGUGACUUCGCCAGCAACAUUAUCCAUAAGCAUGGGGACUCCGUGCGGGGGCUCCUCAAAGACACCCAGCCCCACGUGGAGGCCCUGGAGGAAGCCCUGGAACAGAUCAGAGAGAUGAACAGUGCCCUCCAGCAGCGAGUGGAGGCCGUGGCAGCGGAUGUCCGCACAUUCUCUGAGGGCUAUGUCAAGGCCAUCGAGGAGCAUCGGGACAAGCUGCUGAAGCAGCUGGAAGACAUCCGGGUCCAGAAGGAGAACUCCCUACAGCUGCAGAAGGCGCAGCUGGAGCAGCUGCUAGCAGACAUGCGCACGGGAGUGGAGUUCACCGAGCACUUGCUGACCAGUGGCUCUGACUUGGAGAUCCUCAUCACCAAGGGGGUGGUAGUGGAGCGGCUCACGAAGCUGAACCAAGUCGAAUACAGCGCCCAUCCCAGAGUAAACGAUAAGAUAUGCUUCUCUCCUCAGGAGAAAGCAGGCCGGUGCCGUGGCUAUGAAGUUUACGGGGCCAUCAAUACCAAAGAGGUCGAUCCAGCCAAAUGUGUCCUUCAAGGAGAAGAUCUCCACAGAGCCCGGGAGAAACAGACAGCCUCUUUCAUCUUGCUCUGUAAGGAUGCAGCGGGAGAGAACAUGGGCCGGGGAGGAGACAACAUUCAAGUCGCAGUUGUCCCUAAAGAUAAGAAAGACAGUGGGCAACUGAAGCAGGCUGUGAGAGUGAAUGGCUUUGUGGAACUCUCCUCUCCACCCAGUCCCAUCAGAACGAUGGUGAAGGACAACAAGGACGGGACGUACUGCGUCUCCUACACCCCCAAGGAGCCUGGCAUCUACACGGUGUUGGUCCGCGUCAAAGACCAGCACGUGCCGGGCUCGCCAUUCAAUGUGACGGUAAGGAAGAGGCACCGCUCGCACCCAGGCGUGUUUCACUGCUGCACGUUCUGCUCCAGUGGAGGCCAGAAAACGGCUCGCUGUGCCUGUGGGGGCACCAUGCCAGGGGGGUACCUAGGCUGUGGCCAUGGACACAAAGGCCACCCGGGCCGCCCCCACUGGUCAUGCUGUGGGAAGUUUACAGAGAAGUCGGAGUGCACGUGGACGGGUGGGCAGAGCACAGCAAGGAGUUUACUCCGGACCGUGGCGCUCUGACGGUUUCCCAUGUCAACCUGCUGAAGCUGCAGCCAGCACAACUUCAGAUCACUAGACAACCCCAGACCUUGAUUAAUUCUGAAGAAACCAAUAGAAUUAAAAACAAAGUGCCUUAUCUAUACUCUGCAGUAAGAGUACUUUUUGUGAGUUAUCCACUGAUUGUAUGUGCAGAUGGCUGACAGGACGCCACCAUCUUUCUCUUAACGGUGGGCUGGCAGUGUUCUGGCUACACCAGAGGAGGCUGUCUUCUGUUCAUAUGGGGAUGGGGGCCUCUAUGUGUUAAACUUAGAGAUCACAGGGAUAGUCUGGUUCCUUACUUUUUGAUAACUAACCUUUUUUAUUUCUCCCUGAGCUACAUUUUAUAUAGAUAUUUUCCUCAGAAAUAAAAACCUCCUUUUAUCGCA
Messenger RNA from Miniopterus natalensis, 2386 nucleotides. It is a transcript of the gene TRIM45, whose product is annotated as tripartite motif containing 45. Gene Ontology annotation, molecular function: protein binding; ubiquitin protein ligase activity; zinc ion binding. NCBI's taxonomy places the organism in Eukaryota, Metazoa, Chordata, Mammalia, Chiroptera, Miniopteridae. The record is from RefSeq and is a predicted model, not a curated record. Gene Ontology annotation, cellular component: nucleoplasm.